Guyanagaster necrorhizus is the source of this 1062-nucleotide messenger RNA. RefSeq names its product chord-domain-containing protein. The coding region runs from base 1 to 1062 and encodes 353 amino acids. The record is from RefSeq and is a predicted model, not a curated record. Lineage: Eukaryota; Fungi; Basidiomycota; Agaricomycetes; Agaricales; Physalacriaceae. The transcript is spliced from 8 exons.
AUGCCUCGUUGCACAAGAAAAGGUUGCAAUAAAGAGUUUACUCAAGAUGGCAAUGAAGCGUGCAUAUUCCAUCCAGGUGCCCCAGUAUUCCAUGAAGGACUCAAGUCGUGGUCCUGCUGCUCUGAUGUCAACAAACCGGUGCUAGAGUUCGAUGAAUUCAUGAAGAUUCCUGGAUGUAUGAAAACUGAACGCCACACGAACGAUGCGCCAAAAGUUGAACCCUCAAAGGCGCCCACCAACCCCAACAAUCUUACUGUAUCUGUUUCCGAGGAUGGCAAGGAAGUGUACACCUCGGACGCGGCACCUACUAAUACCUCACCUCAUUUGGAAUCGAAGCCGCCAACUUCUCAAGCUCUUGCUUCCAUGCAAACGCCUCUGCCAGUCAUUGAGGAAGAGGAUGAUCUCUCCAUACCAGUCCCAGUCGGAACCAAGUGUUUAAGGAAAGGAUGUGGCAAACUCUUCGUAAGCGAUGAAUUUAACAGACAUGGCAAUGGAGAGGGAACCGUCUGCAUAUAUCACCCCUCACCGCCGAUAUUUAGGGAAGGCAGCAAGGGCUAUCUCUGCUGCAAACGUCGCGUCCUCGAGUUUGAAGAGUUUCUCAAAAUUGAGGGGUGCAAAACAGGUCGCCACCUUUUUGCCGUUAAAGCAGCCCCCGGACCAACCCUAACGGAGUGUCGUAUCGAGCAUUAUCAGACAGUAGACAAGGUGCAUGUCUCCAUCUACGCCAAGAAAGCCGAUAAAGACAAGACCACCAUAAUCUUUGGAAGCGACAAAGUAUAUCUAGUGAUCCUUGACAUCCUGUUCCAAGAUACCAAGAGAUUCACCCGUACCCUCGAUCUCGUGGGUCCGAUAAACGCUGACACAUCGACGUUCCAAAUCAUGGGAACCAAGGUUGAGCUCCACCUCCAGAAGGAGGAUGUGAGAAGUUGGCCAGUCCUAGAGAAAAGUGAACUAGUAAGAAUCGGCAAUUACGCCGUUACUUUCGGGGUUGGUGGUCGAACUGGAACUAUUGGUGGCAAAGAAAUCAUUCUGGAUGCAUCGAAUCAAGUGAGAACAGGGUGA